AUGGUUAUCUGGUUGGCCACGACUAUGCAGCUUCACAUACACAACCGUCCAUGUCUCGCCACAGCAUACCGGGUCCCACAGUACUCUGGUCAUAGCCCGUGGUUUCGCUCAGGUCGAGCCCUGCCCAUCACCCUCGAAAGAGGUUUCGGUCUGGGUCGACCCGCAAUUCCGUUUGUAAUUCAUUUGGCGAAGACGAAUGAAACGACAAGUCCCACCGCAAAUCAAACGAAAACCAGUAGAUACACGGAUGUUCGUGGUGAGACCGUGAUGGAGAUGCAGCAAGGAAAGGUCCGCGUACGGGCCUCGCUUGAUCUGCGCGCAGGGCCACCCAAGCCUGAGUUGAAGAGGGCAGCUCUUUUUAGAGAUGUCGCCAUCGUCGCAGAGAUGCCCGGCGCGGACUACUGGAGUCGUCAAUCCUGCUAUGACAUGAAGGUUUGCACCGAGACGUGUCUAAUGCACGUCAUUACCCAAAGCACUGCGCUUGGGAGACAGCAUUUCGGGCCAGACGUUGAACUGUUGAAUGUAUGGAAGGUCAACUUUCAAUGGUUUGAAACGCCUCUGGUGUGA
This is a messenger RNA of Pyrenophora tritici-repentis Pt-1C-BFP, 567 nucleotides long. NCBI's taxonomy places the organism in Eukaryota, Fungi, Ascomycota, Dothideomycetes, Pleosporales, Pleosporaceae. The record is from RefSeq and is a predicted model, not a curated record.